This is a messenger RNA of Neltuma alba, 2135 nucleotides long. Its product is annotated as general transcription factor IIH subunit 2. The record is from RefSeq and is a predicted model, not a curated record. Gene Ontology annotation, cellular component: transcription factor TFIIH holo complex; transcription factor TFIIH core complex. The coding region runs from base 313 to 1674 and encodes 453 amino acids. Gene Ontology annotation, molecular function: zinc ion binding. The transcript has 5 exons. Lineage: Eukaryota; Viridiplantae; Streptophyta; Magnoliopsida; Fabales; Fabaceae. Gene Ontology annotation, biological process: DNA-templated transcription; regulation of transcription by RNA polymerase II; nucleotide-excision repair.
GUUUGCGUGCAGCUGGAGUGGAGUCACAGGUGAAGGCUCUCAGUCGCGAGGAGUCGAAACUGAGAACCAAAGAGAGCCUUCCGGUGAGGCGGUGGCAAAACCGCGACAGCUUCCUGCCGGCGGCGUACUCUAAUUUCCCUGACAGCUGUAGAACUACGAUCCCUUCAUCUCUUCACUGCUGGUCUCAGUUGUAUUUCAUUAUUGCUGUACAUCACCUGCGAUUAUCUAUGGGAUGAAAUCUGAUACAUAAUUCUCAUGAUUGCUGCCACCUCCUUUAAUUGAUUGGUCACUGCUAUAUUGGGUUCAGAAAAUAUGAAUAAUAAUGCUGAAAGACCACUUAAUGGGGACGUAGAAGAAGAUGAUGAUGAGGAUGAAGCAAAUGGUAGAGGUCUUGAUGCGUGGGAGAGAACUUAUGCAGAGGAUAGGUCAUGGGAAUCUUUGCAAGAGGAUGAAUCUGGAAUGCUUCGUCCAAUAGAUAAUAAAGCCAUUUACCAUGCGCAGUAUCGCAGGCGCCUUCGCGCUCUGGCUUCAACAGCAGGUGCUGCUCGGAUUCAGAAAGGCCUUAUUCGCUACCUGUAUAUUGUCAUUGACCUGUCUAAGGCAGCUGCAGAGACAGACUUUCGUCCGUGUAGGAUGGCUGUGAUAGGGAAACAAGUUGAGGCAUUUAUCAGGGAAUUUUUUGAUCAGAACCCACUGAGUCAUGUUGGUCUUGUGACCGUAAAGGAUGGAGUUGCCCAUUGCUUAACAGAACUUGGUGGCAGUCCUGAGUCCCAUAUUAAAGCUUUGAUGUGUAAAAUGGAAUGCUCAGGUGAUCCUUCCCUGCAAAAUGCACUAGACCUUGUUCAUGGCUAUCUAGAUCAAAUUCCAUCAUAUGGUCAUCGAGAGGUUCUGAUCCUAUAUUCAGCUCUUAAUACUUGUGAUCCUGGUGAUAUAAUGGAAACCAUCCAGAAAUGCAAAAAGGGUAAAAUAAGAUGCUCAGUCAUUGGUCUUGCUGCUGAAAUGUUUAUAUGCAAACAUCUUUGUCAGGAAACUGGAGGAACAUACUCUGUUGCAAUGGAUGAGGCCCACUUGAAAGAGUUAAUCCUGGAGCAUGCGCCACCGCCUCCGGCAAUAGCAGAGUAUGCUACUGCUAGUUUAAUCAAGAUGGGUUUUCCUCAAAGAGCAGCUGAGGGUUCCAUUGCAAUUUGUACAUGUCAUGAAGUGGCUAAGGAAGGUGGUGGAUACACCUGUCCAAGAUGCAAAGUACGUGUUUGUGAGCUUCCCACUGAGUGUCGUGUCUGUGGAUUGACUCUUAUCUCUUCGCCCCAUUUGGCAAGGUCCUAUCAUCAUCUCUUCCCAAUAGUGCCUUUUGACGAGCUGUCUCCAUCAUCUCGAAAUGACCCCCGUCAGAAGCUUCCCAACUCUUGUUUUGGCUGUCAACAAAGUCUUCUUAAUCCGGUAACAUUGUUUACUCAAUUUCUUUGCAACAUCUCUGCCCUACUGGUUGUGGUACAGGAAACAAGCCCGGCCUCUCUGUUGUUUGCCCCAAAUGCAAACAGCACUUCUGCCUUGAUUGUGACAUCUACAUUCAUGAGAGUUUGCAUAACUGCCCAGGUUGUGAGAGCUUCAGGCAUUCUAAGAUGGUCGCUGCAGAAUGAUUGCCAACCUCCUCUCUUCCAUAGCAUCACUAUCUAAAAGAUUCUCCGUUGUCUCGUUCUCAUGGCCUUGCAGCAAUAAGUGGCAUGGACUUGAAGGGCUUGAUGAUAGGUGCUGAUACAAUGCUGACAGAUUAAUAUUUGUCCAUACGCUCUUUGGUUAGUCCUUUGACCUUGAUGCAAACCCGUGAACACCAUAUAUCCAUCAGGCAACGAGUAGAAGCGAGACAUUUGCCGCACUCUGACAAUCGCAUCUACCGAUCUUUUCCCCUCCUUUCUGGGAGAAUUGUGCCAUACCCUGAAGUUGGUGGUAUUUGCCUUGCCGGCAUUUUAUGUUUGAGCUGACAAGACCGUGCUUGCUGGCUUAUAGAUUUUGGUCAUUAAAUUAUCAUUUGUCGACUUUUUAUGACAUAUUUACAUUUGUUUUGCUCUGGCGAUGCCCGUUAUAGACUUCUAAUUUCAGCUAUCUUCCUCGUUAAAUUUAGCAUGAUUUUCUCUUGA